This is a messenger RNA of Fusarium redolens, 875 nucleotides long. Its product is annotated as anaphase-promoting complex subunit 11. The transcript has 3 exons. Gene Ontology annotation, molecular function: ubiquitin protein ligase activity; zinc ion binding; cullin family protein binding. Gene Ontology annotation, cellular component: anaphase-promoting complex; nucleus. The coding region runs from base 106 to 399 and encodes 97 amino acids. NCBI's taxonomy places the organism in Eukaryota, Fungi, Ascomycota, Sordariomycetes, Hypocreales, Nectriaceae. The record is from RefSeq and is a predicted model, not a curated record. Gene Ontology annotation, biological process: anaphase-promoting complex-dependent catabolic process; protein ubiquitination; positive regulation of mitotic metaphase/anaphase transition.
CUUCUUCACUCAAAGGUUGCACGGCCAUUUUGAGUCUCGAUCUUAGCCCCAGAAAUCCUAAUCUCUUCAAUAUCGAUCCUGUGGCUUUUCCUCCACCGAAACAUCAUGAAGGUCACCAUCAAGAAGUGGAAUACGGUCGCUACUUGGCGCUGGGAUAUACCUGAAGACGAUGUUUGUGGUAUCUGUCAGGUCCACUUUGACGGGACGUGUCCGACAUGUAAAUACCCAGGCGACGAUUGCAGCCUGUUAUCGGGGAAGUGCGGUCACAACUUUCACAUGCACUGCAUAUUGGAAUGGAUCAAGCAAGAUUCAUCAAGAGGGCAAUGCCCCAUGUGUCGUCAACGUAUAGCCCCCAACCCUUUUCAACCAAAUCAGGCUGACGUUGUUUUCAGGCUUUGAGUGGAAUGAACAAGUGACUGAACCAGUCACGCAGGCUGAGUAAGGAUGCUCGUACAUGAUGUUAUGCAAGGCGUCGGGCGUUUUUCAGGGCAUACAUAGAAAUUGGCGUCAGGCAUACCCAGAAUGGAUUUGGGCAAAUCGAUUCAGUCGCUUACUGGUUGGUUUAUUAGCACAUUUUGUGAGUUGUGCUGUUACAUGCAAGUUGGUGAGCCAUGCACAACUCAGCUGCUAGUGUGAGGGAGCCCACAGCCUCAAUCAAGCUGACUGUGCCAUGCCAGUCAACCCUUGAUAGCCUGGACAUUCCCAUGACAGUCUCUCAACUCUGUUAACUGUCUUUGUUAUCUCUUUGAGGCUCUUUGAGAAUAUCUUGUCUCUUUUGGCUGCUUAUCACCAUUAUCUGAGUUUCGUUGAACUCUCUUUUAAUCGAUUGACCAAUUGUCUCUGAAGCCAGGGGUUCAUAACCUCUGUACUCAGUA